Molecule: messenger RNA, 1728 nt
Organism: Sphenostylis stenocarpa
Lineage: Eukaryota; Viridiplantae; Streptophyta; Magnoliopsida; Fabales; Fabaceae
Source: the annotation of a GenBank genome assembly
AUGACUCUAAGCCUCUACACUCCAUGCUUCUCUCGCCUACUCCCCCACCCUUCUCCUUCUCUCCCCAAACUCUCCGAAACCUGCGUCAACCACACCGCCAACACCAACACUCCUUUUCCCUCUCUAUUUUUCACCACUCCUUCUCUUCCCAACCAUUCGCGAUUCCUAAACGCCAAAGCCUCCGUCAGCGAGAGCCACAAUGAAACCUCCGACGACAUCGCCAACAUACUCGACCAGCAGCUCCUGCUCCGAGUCGCCACGAACGCCAAAGACGCCGACGAGGCCUUGCAGAUCAUCGCCGACCACUCCUCCCGAAACGACGGCGUCGUUUCCACCUCCGACUGCUGCUUCAUCAUAUCCGCCGCGCUUAACCGCAACAAUUCUCAACUCGCUCUCUCCAUCUUCUACGCCAUGCGCGCCAGUUUUCAUCCAGUUGGCGUGAGUGGUCCUUUGGCGGAGAGAUGGAAGUGGUCGAGGCCCAAUGCAAAUGUUUAUGCACUGUUGAUUCAGGGUUUAGCGGCGGUGCUAAGGGUUUCUGACGCUCUUAGAGUGAUUAAGUAUAUUUGUGAGGUUGGCGUUUCGCCUGGUGAGGAGGUCCGUUUUGGGAAGAUAGUGAAAUGUCCUAGUUGUCGGAUCGCUGUUGGUGUGGCACAGCCACAACAAGGUAUUCAGAUAGUAUCUUGUUCCAAGUGUCGCUACCAAUACGAACUUGUUUCAGGUGACAUAGUCAGUAUUGAAUCAGAAGAAAUCAGCAUGGACAUAUCGGCGUGGGAAAGGGGGUUAAGAUACAUGAAACUGAGGAGGCAAAACAUCCCUUCUGCUGUUCACUCUAUCGUGGUGCAGACUCCUUCUGGUAUGGCUCGCACUCAAAGAUUUGCAACUGAAACAGUUGAUCUGCCAGCACAAGAAGGAGAAAGGGUAACUAUUGCCGUGGCAGCUCCAUCAAAUGUAUAUAGAAAGGUGGGCCCAUUCAAAUUCAGUCCAAGAGCCCCUGAUUUUUAUCCUGGUGAAGCUAUGUGCAUAACAAACCACAAAGAUGGGCGGGAGUCACUACUAUUAAGAGCCCCUAGAAAAGAAGAAAAUUCAUCAUUGCUGAAACCUUCCUUCCUUUUUCCACUUCUCGCUUUGUUGGCCACUGGGGAUGCUGCCUCUGGACUUAUUGACCCUGGCCUUCCCCAAUUACUAUCAGUUGGUGCAGUUUCAACCCUUGUUGUGGGGUCUACGCUGAACACUGUUGUUCUUCCCCAGUUUAAUCAGCUUCCGCAGAAGUCAGUAGAUGCAAUUGCAAUCAAACAACGGCUUUUAUCACAAUAUGAUGUUCUUCUGUCUCGCAUCAAUGACCUGAAAGAAGCUGCUGAAAAAGAGAUUUGGAUGUUAGCUCGAAUGUGCCAACUUGAGAACAAAAUUUCAGCCGUUGGAGAGCCUGCUUAUCGGACACGUAGAAGUAAAGUCAAGAGGGUGCGAGAGAGCCUGGAAAACUCCCUCAGAGGACGGAUUGAACUGAUUGACAGCUAUGCUAGGAUUUCCUCUAUGAUUGAAAUCGAAGUGGAGAUGGAGACUGAUGUUCUUGCAGCUGAAACUGCUAGUAAUAUGGACAGCAUCUCAGAACAGAUAGAGCAAAUCAUGGAGCUUGAAAAUUUGGAAGAGAGAUGGAAAAUUCAAGCAGAGGCCAAUGAUGAGGCUGAAAGACUUCUUAGUUCCCAGCCCAUGCCUUUGGACGAAGUUUGA